AUGUGGCCUUGGAGACAGACAAUACAGUAUGGUAGAAUUUGUGAGCGCUUGUGCAGGAAAGGAGAUCAUCACAUCACGAAUGGAAUAACCGCCAUAAUUGAGUCCUCCAGAGUGUCAGAGGAACAGAUGAACCGAUUCUGCUCAAACGCUGUCUACAUGGAAGUCUGUAUUGUGAUCACUGAAUCAUCCUACAGGAGUUUGAGAUGUCCUCGCCUUCAGGAACUCCGACCAUGCCAACCAGGCUGCAGCGAUCUGGAGAAUGUAGACGAUAUCGACGCUAUUGUUAGGCAAUGCUCUGGACAACCGAUAAUCGCUACGAGACCGGGUCUAGAGCUGCGGCAAAGUUUGACAGAACUUCAGAUAAAUCGACUGUUCAGUGAAGCUGUUGAAGUGCGCAUGUGCCUCAAAGUGGAAAGCUCCGAUGUGAAGUCACUGAGUGCGGUCAUCGAAGGAAAUCCGCUGCUUUCGAAAUCUCAAAUCGACAUCAUUCAGAACGUCUGUCUUCACUGCAUGGUGGAAUACGAAGCACCAGCAUGUGGCAUUAGAAGUGGACAAAUCACCGCAAAAAUGCUCGUGAAUGCAUGUGCAGGAAAGAAGAUCAUCAAACCGAACUCUGCACCGUCAGUUAUCUACUCACUCCAGAAGUGA
Molecule: messenger RNA, 648 nt
Organism: Ostertagia ostertagi
Lineage: Eukaryota; Metazoa; Nematoda; Chromadorea; Rhabditida; Trichostrongylidae
Source: the annotation of a GenBank genome assembly